Messenger RNA from Glarea lozoyensis ATCC 20868, 1224 nucleotides. Its product is annotated as RING/U-box. Gene Ontology annotation, biological process: ubiquitin-dependent protein catabolic process. The transcript has a single exon. The record is from RefSeq and is a predicted model, not a curated record. The coding region runs from base 1 to 1224 and encodes 407 amino acids. Gene Ontology annotation, molecular function: ubiquitin protein ligase activity. NCBI's taxonomy places the organism in Eukaryota, Fungi, Ascomycota, Leotiomycetes, Helotiales, Helotiaceae.
AUGUCAGACAUAAAUCAAAUGUCAAAUCUUGAAGAGGAUACCAACAUGGAGAGAACAUGGCUUGCCGAAGAGAUGGAAAGUUCAGUCGAAGACCUAGUAGUAGAUGUUAUGCAACAUGCUCUAGAUCUAGUCAGGCACAGCCUGCAAAACAUGACAGAAACACAAAGUACAGGAUCAAAUACGGCACAAGCCACAGAAAUCCAGCUACAUCGCACAGAAAAUAUGUUACGCACUUUCCUGACUCGCAUAGAUGAUGCAAUAGACAGAGUUUCGAUAGAAGUGGGAGACGAUCAAAAUCUUAGGCGAAACAAUAGCGUAUGUAUGCUUGAGCACCAGCGUGGCCAUUUCACCUAUGUUAAACCUUUCCCAGACGGGUUUUUAUUCCGCAGACCGCCUCCAGAAAUGGCAAUGAACCGUCCAGUAGCUCUUGACCAAGACUACUGGAUUCACUCUGCCACGCAAUGCCAACGCUGUAUUUCAGAUCUGAGAACUUGGGAUGGCGAGCCCCACGAUUACGUCCCUCGUCUUUUCACAAGUCAGAAGGAAGCACUAGAUUUCGCCAAACCACUCCUCGAUCGCAUUUCUGAAAUCAACGAUGAUCUCGAAGAACAUUCCUUGGAUACCGAAAACUCGCGAAAACACAAUGUCGUUCCCACUUCCGAAUUACCGUUUUUGCAAAAGGCUUUCGAAGCCUUGCUGAUAAGUGGAAAGGAACGCGUCUAUCAACUUCAAGCAUCUGAACGGCAGGACAAUAACGAAGAAGCAAGACCUGAAACCACCGCAGAUGUUACCAUCUUCGGUGUCAACCCCGACACUUUCAACCUCCCCAAGCUCACAAAGUCCGUGGCUGAAGAACUCGUAGACCACAUCUACCAACUCGAUCUCAUCGCCGAAUCCAUCCAACUCGUCGAAGUCACCAACGCCAUUUCAGCACGCCAACUCAGCCUCCGCAACAACGCAGAGCCUCUGCAACUCUUCCACCCGCUUCCUAAGGGUUCAGAGAAAGAAUGCUCGAUCUGUCGUUCGGAGGAAAAGUCGGAGGAAUACGUGCAGCUUGAUUGCAAGGCUAGACAUGUUUUCGGGAAGGAGUGUCUGAGGGUUUGGCUGCUGGAACAUAAUUCUUGCCCGUAUUGUAGGGAGAUGUUUGAUAGGGCGCUUUAUAGGUGGCCGGAGAGGGAGGUGGUGUGUCCCAGGUGGUUGAGGGUUUUGAAGGAGGUAAGGUAA